Argiope bruennichi is the source of this 3046-nucleotide messenger RNA. It is a transcript of the gene dnr1, whose product is annotated as E3 ubiquitin-protein ligase MYLIP-like. The record is from RefSeq and is a predicted model, not a curated record. Gene Ontology annotation, cellular component: cytoskeleton. Gene Ontology annotation, biological process: ubiquitin-dependent protein catabolic process. The transcript is spliced from 6 exons. The coding region runs from base 131 to 1660 and encodes 509 amino acids. NCBI's taxonomy places the organism in Eukaryota, Metazoa, Arthropoda, Arachnida, Araneae, Araneidae. Gene Ontology annotation, molecular function: ubiquitin-protein transferase activity.
UUGUUAUUUGUUUUGUUGAACUUCUGUAUGGAGCAAUGAUGGUUGUCAGCUGCUAAAUGUGUUCCAGGUGUUGGAAUUCUCUUUGUUCAACUAAGAAUGAUAUUCCGUAGUUGUUUUUCUUAAAUAUAAAAUGUUGUGCCUUGUCCGUCAAGCUGAUUCUGUGAUAAUAGAAGUUGAAGUUGAUUCAAAAGCUAAAGGAAAACAAUGUCUUGAUAAAGUUUGUGAAGUUCUUGGAAUUAUUGAGUGUGAUUACAUGGGUCUGCAAUAUGUUGGGCCCCAUGGUGAAAAUUUAUGGCUGAAUUUGCGCAAUCAAAUAAGGAGACAGCUCCCUGGUCCUCCACCUUAUCGUCUGCAGCUUCGAAUGAAAUUUUUUGUUCCUCCACAUCUUAUUCUUCAAGAUAUUACUCGGCAUUAUUUUUACCUGGAUGUUCGACAAACAUUCAUUGAAAAUAGAUUACGAGUGCCCUCUACCCACCAGAUUUGUCAUUUAACUGCCCUUAUUGCACAGAUAGAACUUGGUGACCUUGAUGAAACAGUUGGAUCAGCAGCUGCACUCCUUCAGUAUCCCAAGUAUCUACCAACAAAUUAUUUGAUGAACUGUUCCGAAGAUUCUGAGCACCCGCCUCAAUUGCGUGUUAGAUGGCGUUCUGGAGGAAGCACAGAUGCCAGUAGUAACAACCAUAGCUCUAGUGAGGAAAUUAUUACAGAAUCAACAGAUGAAGAACAACAACAAGUUAGCAUUGAAACAGACAGAACUGCAGUGAUACGCCUAUGUCAGAAAGUGAUGAAAGAGCACCUACUGCUCAAAGGAAUGACAGCCAGUGCUGCGGUGUACCAGUUUCUCAAAGAAACUUCAGAGCUUGAAGACUUUGGCAUGGAGCAGUAUUUUGUGAAAAACAGAAAUGGGGAAACUCUGAGAAUUGGUGUUGGACCCACAGGAAUCCUGAUUCAUGAUCUAAAUCUGGUUUUGAAGCAUAACAUCCCUUAUGCGUCCAUUCAUCUGGCCACCCAUGCAGGUCGAUGUUUCUUUCUGAAUUUUGUUAAUGAGAGUGGAGAGUCUUCUGCCCUGGGAUUCAAACUAGAAAACUGUCACUCUGCCAGUGCUUUGUACAGAGCUGUUACUGAGAAGCAUGCUUUUUAUAGCUGUGAGACUGUGAGAAAUGCUGUCACUUCUCAAUAUAUCAGAGACUUGAAAGGAACUAUUGCUUCAUUGUUCAAUGAAAACACUGCACUUGGGAAAAACUAUGUUUUUGACAUCCAGAAAACAUGCCGAGAGGUUUAUGAUCACACAAGACGUGUCAUGUAUCAGAUGGAAUCUGCUGGGAAGCAGAAUUCUCUAAAUACUCCCCUUGUUGAAAAUAAUGAUUUGAAAGAACAGAGCUGCCAUGCAACGGCUUGUAAGGAGAUCCAAGAACGAUUAGCAGCAUUUCAAGAUUCUAUGUUGUGUCGAAUCUGCAUGGAUUCUGAUGUGAGCACUGUUUUCUUUCCGUGCAGGCACGUAGCAUGUUGUAGUACGUGCGCUCCCCUCUGCCACAACUGUCCAUUGUGUCGAAGUAGUAUUUCCGAAACUCAGCAUGUAUAUCUUCCUUACACGGGAUGUGAACUUUCCAGCUUUAAAAAGGAAAGGAAAUCCUCUGUUGAUGUGAAGUCAGAAAGCUGAAACUUUUACUCAUAACUGUGAAUCUUUAUUCAGGAAAGAAGAGGCUGCAUUCAAGGACAACUCAAGUUGAUAUAAUUAGAAAGCUUUGAACAGUCAUAAUGCUGGUGCAUUUAUAAUAUACAUUUUUAUGCAUUAACAGAGCCCAUCAAGUUUUUAUCAUUGUUUAUUUUAAAUACAAUUACAUUACCAAUAUUUGUUUUUUAAGUUGAAUUUCUUUCAGUGUAAAAAUUAUAUUUAAUAUACAUAUUCAGGAUCAUUUAGCUGGAUUGAAUAGAUUUUCAAAGUAUGCAACUUGAGUUGUCACUGACAUCAGAUAAAUUAUUUAUAUUAACAUAUUAAAAUAUCUAGUUUUAGUGAGUUACUGAAAAACAUUAUUUAUUUGUUGUUAUUAAUCAGGUUUUAUAAGUAACUUAUAUGUAGUAAUGAAAUAUGACUUAUGGAGUUACUUGUUUUAUUAAUAAUUCAAAUUUUUUAAAUGCAAUAAAAAUAGUAUUAAGGUUGAAUUAAUAUUCACUUGGGCAAAUUUAAUAUAAAAAUUUCUGCAUUGCAUGGCAAUACUUAAUAUGUGUAAUUGUAGUUUUUAAUGAAAAUUUUAUUCAUCUUUUUAAAAUUAUUACGAAGAACGUGAUUUCUUAGAACAUAAAAAUGAUACUCAUUAUUAAAAGAAAAAAAAUUAUGAUUUGUGUCAGUAUUAAUUUUUAUUAAUACAAGUAUUUUUAAGUGUUGUAUUUUAAUCUUUAUAGCCUAUGAAUUUACUUUUGACAUUAAAUUCCUCCUUAUUUUACAUAAAUGUUUCAUCUUAAAUUAUUAAUUUAUAUAACAAUAUUCAGUUUUGUUAUUUCCACAGGUAAUUCUAAAACUUAUUUUUAUAAAUGAAGAAAGCCAUUUUAAUUUGUGUACCAGUUUUGAAAAUCAUAUUUCUCCAAAAUGUGCUUGCUAUCUUGACAUUUGAGUAUUUAAAACUAGAAUUUUAAAUCCUGCAUUAAGUGAAAACUAAUAGUUAUUAAAAACUCUACAAAUGAUAAUCGCACAAUUUUAAAACGUGAUAUUAUAUACUAUUUAUAAAAGUAUCACCUUAUUCUAAAUGUUGCAUAGUAUUUUUGACCUGUAAAGUGUUUGUGUAUAAUGAUUGUGCACUUUAGAUUUUGGUGAAUAUGCGAUUAAAAAGGCUAUUUUCUAAGAUUUAUUUCUUUAUUAGUCAGAAAGGACAUUUUUGAUUCUUAGGUGACAAUCUAUACUUACGUAUUAUAUUUUUAAAAUUAAGGAUACAUUAGAAAAAAAGAUUAGUGUCUUCCAAAAAAAUAUGUUGCAAUGAGUUGGGUGUUUGCCAGUAUUUUUAUGUGCACAAACUGUAAUUAUCUGAAAAUAAAGAAUAGGUUUAAGAAA